AUGGAGCUCCGGUCUUCAAUCGCAAAUACAUGCACUCCAUCGGAGCUUCGGCAAACCCUGCUCCCCCUCAGUUGCUACCUCCUCUCCGCUGCGCUCAGUCAUCGGAUCUCCCUCUCCAACCCCUAUGUCUCUAGGCCGCACUCGUCGACGGCGCUUGCCGACGACAUCAUCCCUCUCCUCGUCACAUCGUCACCGCUUGAACAUGUAGGGAAGGUGAGAUGGUUGUCGAUUUUGGGAAGGAGAGGGGAAGUAGGAGUCUUCGGGUUCGGAGUUGGAGGCCAUUUAAUCGUGAAAUUGAGAGGGGAAGAAGAGGCGGUGGUCAUUGUAGCAUCAGAAAAGUGGGAAAUUCAGAGUUUGGGUUCAUCAGUUCUUGGCUAUCUAUCUACUUCAGUGAUCAGUGUGAUUGGUGUUUCGAUGUUGGCAGAGGGUUCUGAAAUUAGGUUUGUCAUCAAUAAGUACAAGGGAGGUGAUUUUGGGUUUCUGGGUUUUCCAUGUGAGGGAGAAGAAGAUGGGUCUGAGGCAAGAGAAGUGAGACUGAAUAGCAAUUCAGAAGCAAUUGGGAGAGAACAGUUGAAGAUUUGCUUUUGGGGUGAUCUUGGUAAGGAGUUUGACAUGGCGGCUCUUCAGCAAAUGUCACCACCCGUGUUUGCUGUUUUGACAAGUUUAAGAGUAACUACAUUCAAAAGGGAGAUCACAGCAACAGAAACAAGACAUACAUGUGUUAUUUUCAAUCUAGCUGUUGCAGAUGCAGACAAAUACAAAACAAAUGAGUUCAGACCUAUGUCCGGAUUAAUCCCUAUUAAUUUGGUAUCAGAGCUCCGGUUGGAGCAUGGUGGAUCUCCAUGGCUCAUAACAGGCGCAAUGAGGAAGGAAUUGAGGAAGAAGUUUAUGCAUGAAAACUACCUUCAAAAUAACUUUUUGAAGCUGCACAACAUUCGACAGGGUAGUCGGACAGUGGAUGACUUUACAAAGGAGUUUGAUCUUCUUACCAUGAGGUGUGGUCUAGCUGAAGAGGAAGAACAAACGGUUGCAAGAUAUUUGGCAGGCUUGAGAAGAGAAAUUCAUGAUGUCGUAGUGCUACAACCAUGUUGGAGUUAUAGUGAGGUUUACCAACUAGCCAUACAAGUUGAAAAGCAACUGCAAAGUCGUUAUAAGAGGGGAGCAAGUGAAGAUUAUGAGGCUAAAAAAAUAGCGUCAUCAAGCACUCCCAAAAUCACACCCAUGUUGGACGCCAAUAUACGUGAACCCUUGAAGAAUCAAGCUGAACAUAAAGCGGAAGCUCGAGAGAGUAACAAAGGAAAAAAUGUGAAGUGUUUCAAGUGCUCAGGCCUAGGGCACAUUGCAUCAGAUUGUCCCAACCGGAGAGUUGUAAAUUUAGUGGAAGAGUUAGGGGAGAGCAGUAGUGCGGGGUUGGACGACAUGCCAACUUCUGAUGACUAUGGGGACCAAGAUGAAGAAGAAAUAACUUGGAGUGAUCACGGGGAAUCACUAGUCAUUCGCCAAACAAUGAGCGCAUCAAAAGUUGAGGAUGAUUCUGAGUGGCUCAAACACAACAUCUUUCACACAAAAUGUACCUCGAAUGGCAAGUAUCAAGACUCGCAAUGGUGUGAUGUAGCUCUCAUGGAUGCAUGUCACCUUUUACUAGGGCGUCCCUCGCAGUAUGAUAGGAAGUAUGUACAUGAUGGACAUCUAAACACCUACACCUUUGUUAAAGAUGGCAACAAAGUAAUUUUGGGCCCAUCUAGAUAUGAACACAAGCCUUCAUCAAAACAUGCAGAGGGUGACAACUUUCUCACGAUGUGUAAUUUCUUGAAUGAAUCUAAAGAGGAGGGUAUGUUCUAUAUGCUUAUUGGAAGAGAAGCUAAUGAUAAUGCUCAUGAGGCCCCUGAAGUAGUAGCCUCAUUGUUGAAAGAAUUUGUCGAUGUUGUUCCAGAAGAGUUACCAGUAGGACUACCACCUUUGAGGGAUAUCCAACAUCACAUUGAUUUUGUACCAGGAGCUAGCCUGCCGAAUAAACCUCAUUAUCGUAUGAGUCCCCAAGAAUAUGAUGAGCUUAAUAAGUAUGUGACUGAAUUGUUGAAGAAAGGAGUUAUCAGAGAGAGUAUGAGCCCAUGUGUAGUGUCGGCUUUGCUUACACCGAAGAAAGAUGGUACUUGGCAAAUGUGUGUGGAUAGCAGGGCAAUAAACAAAAUUGCUGUGAGGUAUAGAUUUCCAAUACCUCGUUUAGAAGACAUGCUAGAUCAUUUGGCAGGUGCAAAAGUAUUUUCAAAGAUUGAUCUAAGGAGCGGGUACCACCAGAUAAGAAUGAGACCUGGGGAUGAAUGGAAGACUGCAUUUAAAACCCGAGAUGGACUAUUUGAAUGGAUGGUGAUGCCUUUCGGACUAACAAAUGCCCCUAGCACAUUUAUGCGUAUCAUAAUUCAGGUCUUUUGUUCUUUCAUUGGCAAGUUUGUGGUUGUGUAUUUUGACGACAUUCUGGUCUAUAGCAGUGAUGUUAGCCAACUUAUGGAACACUUGAGACAAGUCUUUGAAGUGUUGAGAGCCGAGAAGCUAUAUGCGAAUUUGAAGAAGUGUGAAUUCUUGACAGAUAAACUAAUCUUUUUGGGUUUUGUUAUCUCUGUUGAUGGGAAUUUCAGUUCCAUCGUGGCACCAAUGACCGAUUGUUUAAAGGCUAGUACUUUUAAGUGCACAAACUCAGCAGAAAAGAGCUUCCAAGCAAUCAAAAUAGCCAUGACAAAGGCUCCUAUGUUAGCUCUUCCAGAUUACAAGAAGGUAUUUGAGGUUGAUUGUGAAGCUUCCAAGGUCAGGAUUGGAGCUGUUCUAAGUCAAGAAGGGAGACCUACGGCGUUCUAUAGUAAGAAGCUCAAUGAUGUUCGACAACGAUAUUCUACCUAUGAUGUUGAAUUCUAUGCAAUCAUAAGGCAUGCUACGUGGGUUGAAGAAUUGCAAGAGUAUGAUUUUGUCAUCAAGCACAAAUCAGGAGUUCAAAACAAGGUAGCUAAUGCUUUGAGUAGGCGGGAGACUUUGUUGUCGGUUAUGAAGAUAAGAGUUGAUGGGUUUGAGCAGCUGAAAGAUUUAUAUGAAGGCUCCCUACGUGUCUGGAUAAUUGAAGAACAACAUGGAGGUGGUUUAGGUGGACAUUUUAGGCGGGACAAGACUUUGGCAUUGAUUAGUGAGAAAUUUUAUUGGCCUAAGUUGCAAAAGGAUGUGGUAAAGUAUAUGCAGCGGUGUCGAACUUGCCAUAUAGCCAAGAGUAGGAGCCAAAAUACUGGGCUCUACACUCCUCUGCCUCAACCACAAGCUCCAUGGGAGGAUGUCAGCAUGGAUUUUGUUGUGAGACUUCCAAAAACAAGAAGUGGACAUGAUUCAAUAUUGGUCGUGGUUGACCGGUCCAAGCAUAGGAGCAUCCAAAUAAGUCCUUUUGAAGCUGUAUAUGGACGCAAUCCUAACAGCCCCAUGGAAUUAAUUCUGCUGCCGGUUGAAAAUAGGUUCAGUGGCGAUGCUCAAGACAUGGUGCAGCAUAUUAAGGCUCUUCACGAGAAGAUAAGCAGAAGAUUGAAAGCAAGUAACUUGAAGUACAAAGAAAGUGCUGAUCAACAUAGGAAAGAAAGAUUCCCAAGAGGAAAAUAUGGGAAACUACAUGAUCGAGGUGGGGGUCCGUAUAAAGUACUGAAGAAGGUUGGUUCUAAUGCAUACACUCUUGAACUACCAGCUAAUAUUGGUGUCUCCCCUACUUUCAAUGUUUCCGACUUGAAGGCCUAUCAUCGUGAGAAUGAAUGCACUGUGAUUGACUCGAGGGCGAGUCCUUCGCAACCCGGAGAACCUGAUGCAGGAGCAUCAACCCAGAGGCCUAAGAGAAAGACUCAAGCUCCACCGCACCUCAAGGACUAUGUGACCAACUAA
Molecule: messenger RNA, 3903 nt
Organism: Fragaria vesca subsp. vesca
Lineage: Eukaryota; Viridiplantae; Streptophyta; Magnoliopsida; Rosales; Rosaceae
Exons: 12
Coding region: 1-3903 (1300 amino acids)
Source: RefSeq, a predicted model, not a curated record